AUGCUAACUAGAUCUGAUCCGGGGCUAGGCGAAUCGCUUGCUGUCGCAAUUCACUUUCACGCCGCCAUAAUGAAAACUAUCGUCCCGGCGUUGGGCGCCAAAAAGGAAAUCUUCCACGAUUAUCCUCGGCCUGACGACACGAGGUAAAGAAGCGGGUAAUAUGUAGAGGUUUGGUGUGAACACGUUAAAGCGCUGAAUGGACUCAUUCUUAACAUAUUUAUCCUCUAAAAUGGAACUAUUUUUAAAGCUUUUGAAACGCAAUCUUCGGCCAUUAACUGGUCUCGUCAUCGACAGCAUUGUUGGCGUUUUGACAAGAAGAUUAGUCUACAGCGGGUUUCAUAAUGUCCCUCCCUUACACCUGGCGUUGUACAUAGUCGCUUAAGAUUAAACAAAAAC
Molecule: messenger RNA, 396 nt
Organism: Nezara viridula (southern green stink bug)
Lineage: Eukaryota; Metazoa; Arthropoda; Insecta; Hemiptera; Pentatomidae
Source: the annotation of a GenBank genome assembly